Sphaeroforma arctica JP610 is the source of this 1873-nucleotide messenger RNA. RefSeq lists its product as hypothetical. The transcript is spliced from 12 exons. The coding region runs from base 329 to 1786 and encodes 485 amino acids. The record is from RefSeq and is a predicted model, not a curated record. Gene Ontology annotation, molecular function: metal ion binding; ATP binding. Lineage: Eukaryota; Ichthyosporea; Ichthyophonida.
CAGCUAAGAGCCAGCCUUCAGCUGUUCACUUUAAAAUAAUGUGUAUGCAGGAUAGUUUUUAAUAAAUAAUGCAUCUGCGCCUCUCAUAUAAAGGUGUGUAUCCUCAUAUAUCUGCUGUGCACAAAAGCUCUGGAAUAACGCGAGCCGGUUUCAAUUAAAAAUCAUUCUGUUCUUACAAGCUAACAUCAGAUUCCUACGAAGUAUACAUAUUGUGAUUUGUGAUUGAUCCACACCUACUCUGCGACGAUAACAGAGCGACAUACACCGCAGUAGAAACAGGCGAAUCAGCUCAUAUAAAUAACGUAGUAAUCAACCAGGGCUCUUCACCAUGCCUCUGCCCUCAGGAGUCGAGCAGCUGACUGGAAAUGACCAGGCCACCCAGGACAAACGGGUGGCACUGUUGAAUGGUCUCAAUGUGCUGUUCCUGGGCAUGCCUAAUCUGCCAGGGAUGUCUGGAUCAUUGUACGAGAAGAACGAGGCCCUUGUCGCCACUGGAGCCAACAUCUGGGCUGUGUUCAACAGUGAAGAGGAUGAGCUGUACAAGUUUCUGCAGUGCGGCGAGAAGAAGCUGUUCCCGAAGUCUAUGUUCGCGGAUCUCAUGAGCGACGACGUCUACGUGCAGGCCGAGAAUGUCAAGAAGGCCGCGGCUGAGGCGGGAGUGACUUUCGACGGUGUGUUUUCUCCGUACGAGAAUAUGAUGACCGUUGUAGGCGCGUGCGCGGAGGUCAUGGGGUUGCCAGGCAACAUAGUGUCGGCGUAUUUAACUGCCCGAGACAAGCACACCGCACGAGAGGUGCUUCGAAAGGCAGGCAUCGCCACCCCAGCGUCUGCGCGUGUGUCCACAGUAGAGGACAUUGACCAGGCCUGUAAGGAUGUGGGGUUCCCCAUGAUAGUUAAGCCCACCGCCGGUGCUGGGUCGCAAGGGGUGUACAUCGCACGCAGCGAGAGUGAAGUCAAGGGAUUGGUCACCAAACUGCUGGACGAAAUCUCGGGCAACGCAUUCCUCAGCUACAACCCAGGGGUCAGUGACGGCGGCAUCGUGUGUGAGGAGUUCUUGGAGGGGGAUGAGACAGACGUCGACUGUCUGCUGUCCCCAGGCGAAGGCAACAAGGCCGUCUACCGCAAUGUGUGCGACAACGGCCCAUGCGUGCCUCCUUUCUUUGUGGAGAAUCGUGAAAAUGCGCCGUCUCUGCUUCCUGACGACGCACAGACACAGCUCAAAGACUACGCCGAGAGCUGUCUCCGUGCCUUUGGCUUCACAGUCGGCUGCUUCCAUGUGGAGUGCAUGUGGACCAAGAAAGGGCCGCGUCUGAUCGAGGUCAACCCUCGUAUGGGCGGAGGCCCUGUGCCGCAGUUCCACAUGGACGCGUAUGGUGUGGACAUGUAUCUGAACUUCUUCCUGGCGUUGUGUGACAUCCCCAUCAACCCCCCACUGCCCAAGGAGCCGCUGUGCACGCUGGUCAGCUACUGGAUUGCCAGUCCCACUACUGGUACACUCAAUAGUCUGGAUUUCUUGGAGAAGGUUAAGGCUCACCCCAAGUGCAUCUCAGCAGCACCCAACUUCAAAGUGGGUGACAAGGUCAAAGGAGUGGACAAAUCUGUUCCCGAUGUGCUGGGGGCCUUCAUGCUAAAGUACACCUACGCGGAGAGAGUGCAGGCUGUAAAAGAGGGAGAGGAAUUGGGCGAGUCGCUUGAGUUUGACAUCACUCCUGAGGAGAAGGCUCCACGCCGUCCCUCACGUCGCAUGUCUCUGCUUGAACCACAGGAUUUAGUUGAUAACAAUUAAUUAUUAUAUAUAGGUUGUGUUUUCUUUUUCCCUCCAUAAACUGCAGUGUAACGCCAAAUUAAACAAGCGGGUGAAAUUCGAUCGGCG